This is a messenger RNA of Melanotaenia boesemani (Boeseman's rainbowfish), 4397 nucleotides long. RefSeq names its product growth differentiation factor 10a (gene gdf10a). Gene Ontology annotation, biological process: SMAD protein signal transduction; BMP signaling pathway. NCBI's taxonomy places the organism in Eukaryota, Metazoa, Chordata, Actinopteri, Atheriniformes, Melanotaeniidae. Bases 229 to 1791 code for a protein of 520 amino acids. Gene Ontology annotation, molecular function: cytokine activity; growth factor activity. The record is from RefSeq and is a predicted model, not a curated record. Gene Ontology annotation, cellular component: extracellular region. The transcript is spliced from 3 exons.
UCCAACUAUUGCCCGGACAAACCCAUGCAGCAUCCAGGUCCCACACGGUCUGAUAGAGAGGAAGGAGAGUGCGCACCGAGUACGUAGCGGAAAGGGGGAGCAGAGGUGGAACAUUUGCGCACAGUCUUUCAAGCCUGGAUUGUUCUUGGCUCUUCUUUGGAUAGUUUGGACAUUUUUCUACACUCUUUGCCUCUUGGAAUUUGAUUCUGAAUUCUUCUCAGCACUUAAAUGACAACAUUAAAUAUGAUUUCCUCGCACCUGUUCCUGCUGAUGUUGAACUGUUUGCUGGCUGCUGCAUCGGUAACAGGGGACAGCAGUUUCCUCCAACUGUCGUCAGAUCUUUUUUCAAGUGACCUGGAUGAGGACAUUGUCUCCCAGCAUAUGUCCAGAUUGUACGAGAAAUACAACCAGGAAAAUCGCCUCAAAGAGGGAAACACUGUCAGGAGUUUCAGAGCCAGCCAAGACUCUACUGACCACAGGAUGAUGUACCGACUCAACCUAACAACCCUCCAGGACUCUGAGGUCAUCCUCUCUGCCACAUUUCACUUCUUUCUUGAUAGGCACCCGAUUCCAAAACCCUGGUUCUGUAAACGCUUCAAGAGCCCAUCCUGCCGCUCUGCAGCCAUCCUCCCUUCUCCGUCCGUCAGCUUUAUACUUCGCUCCAUCUCUUCUGGGUCAGAUGCCAGAUCUAGGUCAGUAGGGUCAUUUCUAGGCAAUAUGACCUUCCACCCCCACAGGAGAGGGGUGUGGCAGAUGAAAGAUGUGACCCAGGUCAUAAAGGAAGCAUGGGACAAGGGUCAGCUGCUGGUGUCAGUUGAAUUGGACGUAGGGCAGCAGCACCAUAAGAAACCAGAGGAGACUAUCUCUGCUGGCAGCAUGCCCUACCUGUUAGUGUAUGCUAAUGACCAAGCCUUAUCAGAACCUAACAGUGUGGCUGCAAGCCUUCAGAGGUAUGACCCAUUUAGUGAGGGAGGAGAGUUCCUGCAAAGGCCUAACUCCUCACCAGAUGUGAAAGGACGAGUAAGAAGGGAAACAAAUCUGCUCUCUGAUCCCAUCCAGAACAAUGAGCUGCCUGAGGUCGACCACUGGCUCAAUGAAUACAGGAAAGAUGAUCUGUGGGAGAGCAACUGGUACCUUGCACUCAAACCCAAACCUAAAUCAGAGAAGAAGGAAAAAAAGAAAAAGAACAAUGAGAAAGAUGGAGAAGGGAAAAGCAAAGGAGGACAUGAACUUCAGGUUCUCAAAGAAAUAACGAGAACAUCACAAGGGGUCAAAACCGAUGAUCCUAAUGUAAAAAGGCUCAAAGAUACUCGCUUACGUGCCAUCAGCGACCGGCAAAAAAAUGAGCGGAGAAAUGAGGGAAAAGUUGGAAAGAAACACAAGGACAGUGCUAACACUCAGUCACCUGUUUUAAGUUUUGAUGAGCAAACAAUGCGGAAAGCCAGAAGACGGCAGUCCAGCAACGGCCAGCACAGAGGCUGCUCCAGGAGGACCCUUAGAGUGGAUUUUGCAGAUAUUGGGUGGAGUGAGUGGGUCAUAGCCCCCAAGGCCUUUGAUGCCUACUACUGCUCUGGCGCUUGUGGUUUCCCCAUGCCGCAGGUGGUGAGGCCAUCUAACCACGCCACCAUCCAGAGCAUAGUGCGAGCCGUUGGGAUCAUCCCUGGGGUUCCUGAGCCCUGCUGUGUCCCAGAAAAUAUGAGUCCUCUGGCUGUGCUCUUCCAAGAUGAAUCCAGGAACCCAGUACUCAAGGUUUACCCCAACAUGACCGUCCAGUCCUGCUCCUGCAGAUAGGGAGGUGGCAGAGCACAAACUGGGGUGGCUGAGGAGAACAACUAAAAAUAACACUAAUGGAGACAGACCUGUGCAUCUGUUAUGUGGUUUCCUGAUCCUGAAAAACAGUAAUUUUGCCUAGCGAUGUUCUUUAAGGAACAUAGGCUGCAGAGAAAUCACUUCCAUCUCCUCUGUCCUACGGCAGCAGACUUGAAGAGACACAUUGUCUGGCAUCUGUGUUGGCAGGAGAAACACAUGAAAAGUCAGCAUGCCGCAUGCCUAAGAAUCCUGGUAAUUUUUAUGCCAUGUUUGAAAUAAUAUUGAGGAUUUCUCAGACCAGAACAUUUGAAGGAUGUUUUCUUCUUCAUUGCAGAAAGUUUUGCAAACAACUCAUGGUGAGUUUGCGUCCAUGACUUCUUUGAAUACAAAGAAUACAGAUAAAAGCAAAAUUUAGUAGUAUGUCAUCGAGCAGCUCACACAGCAGCAUACAUAUGAAAGAGAUUAUAAAAACAUUUCUAGAUUUUUAUUAUGCGUGUUUACAAUAGUACCUUCGACAUUGUACAUGAAUCAUUCAUUUAUUGCAAGACAGCAGGGUUAUAGUACAUUCUUGCUGUUUAUAUCAUAAAAGGAAUUUUCCAAUGAACUGUAAAGAGCACCUGGGAUUCAUUUACACCCCCUCCAACUCCUCAUAACUCUUCACGAAUGUUAGAAUGAAACCAUAAAUAUUUUCCUAUUUUGAAUGUGAAAUAUGAUUAAACCUGUUGUCAUAGUUACUAGAAUUUUAGAUGAGUUUUUUGUACAUGUAUAUUGUUUAAAUUAUGAAAAGUUAGCUUUCUAUAAGUUAGAAUAAAAAAUAAUUUAAUCCAGUGGUCUUUCUAGUAUAUUAUUGUUUCACACAGGAUAUGUUUUUCUUGGAAAUUACUGUGCAUAACGUUUGAUUUGUGGGGUGAAAUUUUCUGUCACAACAAACCUAAAAAGGGCACCACUGUUCCAACACAGCUUAGCACAAAAGCAGGAAGGUUCCACUCAAAAAUAGCCAACAUUCCCCGAAGGCUCCUUGAACCCAUUUAUACCCCACACCAAAGGCUGUCCAGCAAAUAAUGUGACGGAUGCAGCCGCAGUGGAUUAAUGGAAGACGCAGGCAUGCACCUAUUAGGAUGUCAGCCACUUGAACUUCAAAACAUAGUGCACUUCCCCUUUUCUGCUCAUGCCCCCCCAACCCGUCAUUCAAAACUAGAGCAUUUUCAAGUGCAGGGCUUUCUUCUCAGUACCUUCUUUUCACAGAUGUUCGCAGACAGAUGACCUCAACCUCUCUGACUACGCUGUUUGUCGCCUCUAUUCAGAAGAGGAUCAAGGUGACACAUGUGGUGUCUAAACAAUGUGUCAAACUGACAGUGAAAUGAUAGAGGAAACCAUUUGAUUGUCGUCCCAUUACUUUGUGGCUGUUUUGUCUGAAACCUCAAAAAGUUGGCACAGUGUGUCCACAUCUGUUUUCAGCAACCAAAUACUUUGAAGUUUGCCACAACUGGACAGUAAAAUUGCCUGAAAGACAGAGACAUUCACUUGUGGAAAAGAAACAAAAGAAUGAAACCACACAGCUUAUUGCAUUAGAAAACACUUCUAUAAGUAUUUUGGCAUGUACGCAAAGUGCUUGAAGAGCAUCAUUUCCAUAAAUCAUUUGUCCAUUCUGUUCUUCUCUACAUUGUUUUGUCCACUUCAUGCACAGAUAUUACAUUAUGUAUUCACUAUCUUUGAAAGGCUUUUUGUUUGUUUGUACUGUUUUAUAGAUAAAACAAAUUAAAGAAGGUUUCAUUGGUAGUUUACAACAACAGAACAAAACCCCUUAAUAUGAAAGAAAACAAGGAUAUAGAUAUGAAUAUAACUUACAUUUGUAACAUUACUCCAAACUCUGGUCUUCCAGUAUAUUCAUACUAAUUAGCAGGAAACAACUGAGAACCAAAUGAACCCCUCAUCCAAAACUUACUUUACUAAAAUAGUUAAGCAAUUUCUAUUAAAAAUGUUUUAAUAAAGCAAGUGAGGGACAGCAAAUCAUUAUUAAGUUUUUAUUUUAAGACAUAUGAUAUUGAAGACAAUUUCAAGUUACAAGUGAACAGACUGGAAAAGCCUCUAUCAUUUAACCAUAUACACUUUCAUUCAUUCAUCUGUGAAUGAAUUGCAUUAACGCUGACUUUCUUGCUGUCUUCAUGCGAGGAUCUUGAUAGCAUUAAGCCAAUUAGCACAAUACUCGACACUCACUGAUCACCAAAACUGUUGUUGUGAAGCAAAGGCAGUAAGACAUAAGUUGCUAUUUCUGUUAUCAGCUUGGGAUUAUUUUCUGCCUUUGUAUUUGUUUAACUAAAGCGGUUCACCACACUCAGUAACAUGAACAUAUUCACAAAUUCUGAUUACUCAAUUUUUCUCUGAUAUUGGAUUUUCUGGUUAUUUUCCAGUAACUUGUCAUUGCUUUAUUGUAGUUAACUUCUUGAGAAAAUGUGUUAGGUGUUAGCAGUUGGUUCCUCAUUUGCUUCUUGUUGAUUAGUUAAAAUUGUAUGUACUUUCAUUUUAAUUGUUAGCUUGAACUUUGUUAAUUGUAGGUGAUCUCCGUUUAACAAAUAAAUCAUCAACAA